GAUCAGAUCAUUUCCAACUCGGGACCCGAAGUGACAACAUCUCAUGCUCGGAGUUCAGCGUUACUGAUUUUUUUUUAAAACUCUCUCUCUGUGGACCUUACUCAAGAACUGAAAUAGUUUUUGUAUUUUCACUAUCGAAGAGGAAGACACAUUAUCGGAUCUAUGAAAAAACCCACGUGGAUUUGUACAAUCAUUUUAAACCAGAAGGAAUGCAUAUUUUGUUUGUCAAACUAACUUUCUUGUUGUCGCUGAUAGGAGUAACACGAGGUCUGAGAUGCUCCAAACAGGCGGAGUCGUGUUUGAACCAGGGGAAAUGUCAAACAACUGUAGAUGGCAACGAAGAGUGCAAGUGCCGUGAUGGAUUCCUAGGAAACAGGUGCCAGUUUUCUGACCCAUGCACCGCUUCGCCAUGCGUGAACGGUGGCGUGUGCCACUACACAUUAAGCGGGAACAGUGUGGACUUCUUUUGCAGCUGCAGGCCAGGCUUCAUAGGCCCCCGCUGCCAGACUGUCAGUCCCUGCACCAGCAUACCUUGUCGCAACGGAGGCACCUGUGCUUUGGACAAUCUCCAGAGUUACAAGUGUCAUUGUCCACCUGGAUGGUUAGGUAAGCAGUGUGAGCGAGCCGACCCCUGUACCUCUAAUCCAUGUGCCAACAGUGGACAAUGCUCCGUCAUUGAGUUCCAGUACAUCUGCACCUGCACGCCCUUCUUCACUGGAAUGACCUGCACACAGGAUGUCAACGAGUGCGACAUAAAUCCAUCACCCUGCAAGAACGGCGGGGUGUGCAUCAACGAGGUCGGCAACUACCGAUGUCAGUGCCCACCGGAGUACAUAGGCAAGCACUGUGAGAGCCGCUACUUCCCCUGCAACCCGUCACCCUGCCAAAAUGGAGGCACCUGCAUCCAGAAGGGAGAGACGAGUUACGAAUGUUCCUGUGUGCCAGGUUUUACGGGGAAAAACUGCAGCCAAAACAUUGAUGACUGUCCAAAUCAUGAAUGCCAGAAUGGAGGGACCUGUGUGGAUGGAGUCAACACCUACAACUGCCAGUGUAAACCAGAAUUUACAGGCCAGCUCUGUAGAGAGGACGUCGAUGAGUGCCAGCUGAUGCCCAACGCAUGCCAAAAUGGCGGCACAUGCCACAACACCUAUGGCAGUUACCAGUGCGUGUGCGUGAACGGCUGGACCGGUGACGACUGCAGCGAGAACAUCGAUGACUGCGCCAGUGCCGCCUGCCAUCAAGGGUCCACCUGCCACGACCGGGUAGCUUCGUUCUAUUGUGAAUGCCCCCCUGGCCGCACAGGUCUGCUCUGCCAGCUGGAUGAUGCCUGCAUCAGCAACCCAUGCCAAAAGGGCUCCAACUGUGACACCAACCCCGUCACGGGAAAUCAUUUUUGUACCUGCCCCUCGGGAUAUGUUGGAGCUUCCUGUGAUCAGGACGUUGAUGAAUGCUCACUGGGUUCCAAUCCGUGUGAGCAUGCGGGGAAGUGUAUCAACACCAGGGGCUCAUUCCAGUGUAAGUGUCAGCGGGGCUUUGUGGGACCACGGUGUGAGCUGGACAUCAACGAGUGCAUGUCGAACCCAUGUUUGAACGAGGCUACAUGCCUGGACCAAAUAGGAAAAUUCCAGUGUAUUUGCAUGCCAGGCUACGAGGGGGAGUUCUGCCAAAUCGAUACGAACGAGUGCGCCAGCAGCCCCUGCCUGAACAACGGCGAGUGUAUCGACAAGACCAACGCCUUCCACUGCCAGUGCCCCACAGGCUUCAGUGGGAACCUCUGCCAGAUAGACAUUGAUGAGUGUGCCAGCACGCCGUGCAAAAAUGGCGCCAAAUGCACAGAUGGACCCAACAAAUAUACCUGCGAGUGCACUGAAGGUUACACUGGGAAGCAUUGUGAGACAGACAUAAAUGAAUGUUACUCCGACCCCUGCCACUAUGGCUCCUGCAUUGAUGGCCUGGCAUCCUUCAGCUGCCAGUGCAACCCCGGGUUCACCGGUCGGCUGUGUGAGACCAACAUCAAUGAGUGUCUGAGCCAGCCGUGCAGGUACGGAGGCACCUGCCAGGACAGGGAGAACAGCUACAUCUGCGUCUGCCCGAAGGGAACAACAGGAAUCAACUGUGAAACCAACAUCGAUGACUGCAAGAGCAAUCCCUGUGAUUAUGGGACCUGCAUUGACAAGAUCAAUGGCUACGAGUGCGCCUGUGAACCUGGCUACACUGGUGCCAUGUGCAACAUAAACAUCAACGAGUGCGCGAGCAACCCCUGUCACAAUGGCGGCACCUGUAUCGACGGCAUCAACAGCUUCACCUGCCAGUGUCCAGAUGGUUACCAUGACACCACCUGCUUCUCCCAAGUCAAUGAGUGCCUCAGCAAUCCCUGCAUCCAUGGUCACUGCGAGGACAAGAUAAAUGGCUAUAAAUGCCUGUGUGACUCUGGCUGGAGCGGCAAAAACUGCGACAUCAACAACAAUGAGUGUGAAUCCAACCCAUGUAUGAACGGAGGCACCUGCAAGGACAUGACCAGCGGAUACGUCUGCACCUGUCGCAUGGGCUUCACUGGACCAAAUUGCCAGACCAACAUCAACGAAUGUGCCUCCAACCCCUGCCUUAACCAGGGGACCUGCAUUGACGACGUUGCAGGGUACAAGUGCAACUGUAUCCUGCCUUACACGGGAGAGAACUGUGAAACUCUGAUGGCCCCCUGUAGCUCCAAACCCUGCAAGCAUGGAGGACUGUGUCAGGAAUCAGAGGACUAUCUGAACUUCUCUUGUGUCUGUCCUGAAGGAUGGCAAGGUCAAACCUGUGAAGUGGACAUCAAAGAGUGUGUGAAGAAUCCCUGUCGCAAUGGAGCAACCUGCCAGAACACUUUGGGCAGUUACCACUGCAGCUGCAAACCGGGCUUUACCGGACGCAACUGCGAAAACAACAUUGACGACUGCAAGCCCAACCCCUGCAGCAACGGAGGGCUCUGUAAUGACGAGGUGAAUGGCUUCCUGUGCACCUGCCCGGCUGGCUUUCGCGGAACAAGGUGCGAGGAGGACAUCAAUGAGUGUGAGAGCAACCCCUGUAAGAACGGAGCCAACUGCACUGACUGUGUCAACAGCUACACCUGCACCUGCCCGCUCGGCUUCAGUGGCAUUCAUUGUGAAAAUAACACUCCUGACUGCACUGAGAGCUCCUGCUUCAACGGUGGCACCUGUGUGGAUGGCAUCAAUGCCUUCACAUGUUUAUGCCCACCAGGCUUCACCGGGAGCUACUGUCAGCAUGAUAUCAACGAGUGUGACUCCAAACCCUGCCUGAAUGGCGGCACCUGCCAGGACAGCUAUGGCACCUACAAAUGCACCUGCCCGCACGGUUACACAGGACUAAACUGUCAGAACCUGGUUCGUUGGUGUGACUCAUCUCCUUGUAAAAACGGGGGAACUUGCUGGCAGACAGAUACCACAUACAGCUGUGGGUGUGAGACUGGAUGGACGGGCCUUUAUUGUGACGUCCCAAGUGUUUCCUGUGAGGUGGCAGCCAAACAGAGAGGAGUCGAUGUUGCACAUCUUUGUCAUAACUCGGGUCAGUGUCUGGACGCAGGAAAUGUUCACUACUGCCACUGUCAGGUGGGAUACACCGGGAGCUACUGCGAGGAGCAGGUAGACGAAUGCACACCGAACCCGUGCCAAAACGGCGCCACCUGCACCGACUUUCUGGGUGGAUACACCUGCAAGUGCAUGCCAGGAUACUUGGGGACCAACUGCUCUGUGGAGAUCAAUGAAUGUUUCUCCCAGCCGUGCCAGAACGGGGGCACCUGCAUUGACCUGAUCAAUACCUACAAAUGCUCCUGUCCCCGGGGAACCCAAGGUGUUCACUGUGAGAUCAAUAUGGACGACUGCAACCCCUUCACUGACCCGGUCACCAAAGAGCCAAAGUGCUUCAACAAAGGCAAGUGUGUGGAUGGAGUCGGAGGAUACCACUGCAUCUGCCCUCCAGGAUACGUGGGGGAGCGCUGUGAGGGAGAUGUGAACGAGUGUCUGUCGAACCCCUGUGACCCGCGUGGAACGCACAGCUGUAUCCAGCUCACCAACAAUUACCGCUGCGAGUGUCGCACCGGAUACACAGGUCAGCGCUGUGACACGGUGUUCGAUGGCUGUAAGAGCAAACCUUGUCGUAAUGGAGGCACCUGUGCUGUGGCCAGUAAUACACCACAUGGCUUCAUCUGCAAAUGUCCUCCUGGCUUUACUGGCUCCACGUGUGAAUACGACUCCCAGGCCUGCGGCAGCCUUCACUGUCACAAUGGAGGCACGUGCAUCUCCGGUCAUAAGAGUCCCACGUGUCUUUGUACCCCAUCAUUCACUGGGCCUGAAUGCCAAUAUCCCACUAACAGUCCAUGUAAUUCAAACCCCUGUUACAACGGCGGCACGUGUGAAUACACCUCAGAGGAGCCGUACUACCACUGUGACUGCCCAGCUAACUUCAACGGCCUCCGCUGCCACAUCCUGGAUUACAGCUUCCCAGGAGGGUUCGGCCACAACAUCCCACCGCCGCCAGUGGAUGUCACCUGCGGGAUCCCGCAGUGUGAAGAGCGCAAGUACAACAAGCACUGCGAUGUGUCCUGUAACAACCACGAGUGCGGCUGGGACAACGGCGACUGCUCGCUCAAUUUCAACGAUCCAUGGAAGAAUUGUUCGGCUGCUCUGCAGUGCUGGCGAUACUUCAAUGAUGGGAAGUGUGACUCACAGUGUGACAAUGCUGGAUGUCUGUAUGAUGGGUUUGACUGCCAGAACUUGGAAGGACAGUGCAACCCUCUCUAUGACCAGUACUGCAAGGAUCACUACGCCGAUGGCCAUUGCGACCAGGGCUGCAACAACGCAGAGUGUGAGUGGGAUGGCCUGGACUGUGCCAGCAACAUGCCUGAGAAGCUAGCCGUGGGCCAGCUGGUCCUGGUUGUCCACAUCACCCCUGAACACCUCCUCAACAACUCCUUCGGCUUCCUGCGCGAGCUGAGCCGCGUGCUCCGAACCAAUGUGGUAUUCAAGAGGGAUACGAAGGGGGAAAUGAUGGUCUACCCAUAUUAUGGGAACGAACAUGAGCUGAAAAAGUACAACGUCAAGCGUUCAGUGGACUCGUGGUCAGAGGUUCCUGGCAAAGUGCUGAAUGUGGUCAAGAGGAGCCUGCAUGACUUGGCUGGUGACAGCAAGAGAGUGAAGAGGGAGCUGGAUCAUUUGCAGAUCAAAGGUUCAAUUGUCCACUUGGAGGUGGACAACCGUCAGUGCUUCCAGCAAUCCACCGAGUGUUUCCAGAGCACACGUGAUGCUGCAGCGUUCCUUGGGGCUUUGGAGUCCAGUGGCAAACUGGAUGUACCUUUCACCAUUGAAGCUGUUUACAGUGACGUGGAACAAGAGCCUAUAGAGAAGUACUACCUAAUCUACUUGGUACUGGGCGGUUUAGGGAUGCUGGCCUUCCUUGGACUGGGAAUGGUGGCUGCCCGAAAGCGCCGUCAUGAACAUGGGCGGCUCUGGCUUCCCGAGGGCUUCAAGACCACAGAUAGCAAGAAGAAGAGACGUGAGCCUGUUGGAGAGGAUUCGGUGGGAUUAAAGCCAAUGAAAAACACCUCAGACAUUUCUCUCAUGGAUGACACCCACACUGAGUGGGGAGAAGACGAACCUUCAGAUGCAAAACGCUUUAGGUUUGAUGAGCAGGCUGUGUUGGAUGCGGAUGACCAGACAGACAACCGCCAGUGGACGCAGCAGCACCUGGAUGCCGCUGACCUGCGCAUCCCAUCUAUAGCUCCCACACCCCCUCAGGGCGAGAUUGAGAAUGACUGCCUGGAUGUCAAUGUCCGCGGUCCAGAUGGAUUCACACCCCUGAUGAUUGCGUCCUGCAGUGGCGGAGGUUUAGAAACGGGCAACAGCGAGGAGGAGGAGGACGCCUCUGCUAAUGUGAUCAAUGACUUCAUCUACCAAGGUGCUAACCUCCACAACCAGACUGAUCGGACAGGUGAAACAGCUCUUCACCUGGCUGCCCGCUAUGCCCGCUCUGAUGCUGCUAAACGCCUGCUGGAGGCCAGCGCUGAUGCCAACAUACAAGACAACAUGGGCAGAACUCCUCUGCAUGCUGCUGUGGCAGCUGAUGCCCAGGGAGUGUUCCAGAUUCUGAUAAGGAACCGUGCCACAGACUUGGAUGCCCGCAUGCACGAUGGCACUACACCCCUGAUCUUGGCUGCCAGGCUGGCAGUGGAGGGCAUGGUGGAGGAGCUCAUUAACUGCCAUGCUGAUGUCAAUGCAAUUGAUGAUUUUGGUAAAUCAGCCCUACAUUGGGCCGCAGCAGUGAAUAAUGUGGAGGCAGCCAUUGUGCUACUCAAAAAUGGUGCCAACAAGGACAUGCAAAAUAACAAGGAGGAAACACCUCUGUUCUUGGCUGCUAGGGAAGGAAGCUACGAGACUGCCAAGGUCUUGCUGGACCAUUUUGCCAACAGAGAAAUAACUGAUCACAUGGACCGGCUACCCAGAGACAUUGCACAAGAGAGAAUGCAUCACGACAUUGUGCGGCUGAUGGACGAGUACAACCUGGUACGAAGUCCUCCCAUGCAUGGGGGGUCACUAAGUACCACACUGUCACCCCCUCUCUGCUCGCCUAAUGGCUUCCUGGGAAACAUGAAGCAGCCCCAGCCUCAAGGUCAAGGCCAGAGCAAAAAGGCACGCAAGCCCAGCACCAAAGGCAUCGGGUGCAAGGAGGGCAAAGACAUGAAGGUGAAGAAGAAGAAUUCCCAGGAUGGGAAGCCUGGGAACCUCCUGGAUAGCUCAGCUGUUCUGUCUCCAGUUGACUCCCUGGAGUCUCCACAUGGCUAUGUCUCUGAUGUGGCUUCACCGCCGAUGAUGACCUCACCUUUCCAGCAGUCGCCGUCUGUAUCCCUGAACCAUCUGCAGGGGAUGUCUGACCCACACCUGGCUGUAAACCACAUGGUGAUGCCAAGCAAGCAGGAGCUGGCUCGAAUGCAGUUUGACCCAAUGCCUCCACGUCUUACCCAUCUACCUGUUACUGUCUCCAGUGGCCAGGGCGCCAUGAAUGGACAGUGUGAUUGGCUGUCCAGGAUGCAUGGCACCAUGAGCCAACCAGGUCAGUACAACCCAAUGAGAAACAACCCUGGUGGUCAAGGAGGUCUUCAUCAGGGAGGGCAGCACGGGAUGAUGACAACAACGCUCCAUAAUGGCCACCCAAACAGCAGCCUGACUCAGAUGAUGACAUAUCAGGGCAUCCAGAACACCAGAAUGGGUCCACAGUCGCACAUAUUGCAACAGCAAGCUCAACAGAUGCAGCAGAUGCAGAACCUUCAGCAGCUUCAACAACAGCAGCAGCAUCAACAGCAGCAGCAGAGCAUCCAGCUGCAGCACCAGAACUCAAACACAGCCAACACCCAAAACUUCAUCAGUGGGGAGCUCAGUUCUCCAGAGCUCCAGCAGGGCACAGGCAACUCCACCAUGCCCAUCCACACCAUCCUGCCUCAGGAGACCCAGAUUAUGCCCUCCUCCAUCAGCCAGUCAAUGCCUAGCACCCAGUUCCUCACCCCGCCCUCCCAGCACAGUUAUUCGGGCCCCAUUGACAACACCCCAAACCAUCAGGUCCAAGUACCUGACCACCCCUUUCUGACACCCUCUCCCGGCUCCCCUGACCAGUGGUCCAGUUCAUCUCCUCAUUCCAACAUGUCUGACUGGUCAGAGGGCAUCUCGAGUCCACCGACAAGCAUGCAGUCUCAGAUUGCACACAUACCUGAACAGUUCAAAUAAAAAUCUUCAGACCCAGCUGAGCUGCUGUACAUAUGUUUUGGGUUUUUUUUUUGUCUAAAAAGGCACUCUUGGAGGAAAAAGAGAAAGGGCAACGCUGUAAAUGGGAUUUUAAAAAACCUUCAUAAGCUUUUAUACUAACAGCAACAUCUGUGUUUCAUCCAUUCUUUUAUUUAUUAAUGUCUUAUUUAUAAGCAUUGCCUGCCUUGAGAAAUUUGUGGGGUCCAUGGUGUUAUGUCAUAAGCAGGGCAGUGGAUGUCCUUUAUAGUAAGUCUUUUCUUUUAGUACUUCUUUUCUGGAGUGAAGUCGCAGCAUACACACUGGGUAUUUAUUUUCCCUUAAGGACUCUUAGUCUUUGCCUUUUUUAUAUGGUUUCUCUUGUUUAUAUAUAUAUAUUUUUGUAUAAUCUUGUUUAUAAUGAAAAUCGUGAUUAAGGGGCAUUUUUAUAGAGCACAUAUUAAGUUUCAGUGUUAUUUCAGUUAUUUGUAAGCAUCUGAAAUAUCAGCUGAUGGUAAACUGUUAACAGUACAUGAAUGCCAUGUACAGGUCCUGUAUGAUAUGGGAGCUUUCAACCCCCCCCCCCCUUCCAUAAAUAUGUAGAUUCUUAGCUACACUCUUUAGAGUCAUGUCAAUUUCUUGAAUCAGUGGAACAGCAUUAUGUUGCACCUCUAGGUUUGAUUUCACUCGUGUGGAAAUGGAGUGGGGAUGUGAUAUGUUGUACAGUAUAAGGCCAUCUUGGAGAUUGGCAGUUAAGGCAGGCUUGAGUAUCUGCGAGUCCUGUGGUGUUGGAGAUCUGGCCCGUCGGCCACAGUGUAUGAUUUUGUUCAGAGGGAAAAGGAAUCUUCAUUUUCUCUCUCCCUUAGUUUGAGCCUAUGGCUGUGUUCUUCCUUCUGUAAAUAUGCCCCUCGUGUCCCUCGUAAGCAAGAUUUUGUUCAAGAAAUCUUAUGUCUUAAGCAUGCAAUUUUGAUAGGUGUUGCACCAAUCAUCAGCCUCUAAAAUGUAAAACAGAACAGAAUUUAUAUUUUGUAUCCUAUUGUCCCUUAUGCAUAAAUAAAUUUGAACUAUAUACAAAUAGACACAAUAUAUUGUUAGGUGGUGUUUUUCUCAUAAAAAAAAAUGGAAAAAUAAAUAAAUAUUGAGGUUUUAUAAAUUGAUAUUUAUUAGCUGUUCUGGAACACACAAAAAUUCAUUGAGGCAAACGUUUAUGUAUGUUAGAAAGUUUUUUUGUUACACUUCAAUGAAAUGAAAACUGUUGGUUAUGUUCUCAAGUUGUGUCCACCUAAAUGUUUUGUGAGAUGCACUCUGGUGUAGUUUGGAAAAAGUUCUGUUUUUAAAAAACACAUUAGGUUGUAUUGAAAAAUGCAAUAUCUGCAAUAUGUUUCCUUUGUCUUUAUAAAGCUAUAAUUUGCAACAAAUGUAUUUUCCCUUUUCAUUUUCAAUCUGUAAAAAUGUUUCUUGUUCUAAUAAAGGGCACCUGUGUGUCUUGAAAUCAGU
Molecule: messenger RNA, 9260 nt
Organism: Oreochromis aureus
Lineage: Eukaryota; Metazoa; Chordata; Actinopteri; Cichliformes; Cichlidae
Product: neurogenic locus notch homolog protein 1-like
Exons: 34
Coding region: 210-7769 (2519 amino acids)
Biological process (GO): regulation of developmental process; regulation of DNA-templated transcription; Notch signaling pathway
Cellular component (GO): membrane
Molecular function (GO): signaling receptor activity; calcium ion binding; Notch binding
Source: RefSeq, a predicted model, not a curated record